This is a messenger RNA of Andrographis paniculata, 1023 nucleotides long. RefSeq names its product mitochondrial adenine nucleotide transporter ADNT1-like. Gene Ontology annotation, biological process: transmembrane transport. The transcript is spliced from 8 exons. The coding region runs from base 1 to 1023 and encodes 340 amino acids. The record is from RefSeq and is a predicted model, not a curated record. Lineage: Eukaryota; Viridiplantae; Streptophyta; Magnoliopsida; Lamiales; Acanthaceae.
AUGGCGUCGGAGGAUGGCAAGCCAACAACAAUAUCUACGAUUAUGAAUAUUGCGGAGAAGGCCAAGGAUUUUCACGGUGUUAAGUACCUCGCCGCCGGUGGCAUCGCUGGAGGAGUGUCACGUACUGCAGUUGCUCCUCUAGAGAGGUUGAAAAUCUUAAUUCAGGUUCAACCCCCUGAAAAUGUUAAUUACAAUGGAACAAUUCAGGGAUUAAAAUACAUAUGGAGAACAGAGGGUUUGCGGGGAAUGUUCAAAGGAAAUGGCAGUAACUGUGUUCGCAUUGUUCCCAAUUCAGCCGUCGGUUUCUACAGCUAUGAGGAGGUAGCCAAGGGAGCGUUAUGGCUAUAUCGUCAGGAAACUGGAAAUGAGAAUGCUCAAAGUAAUUCCCUUGUACGGUUUGGAGCUGGAUCGUGUGCUGGAGCCAUCUCCUUGACGGCAACUUACCCAUUGGACAUGGUGCAAGGUCGACUUAGUGUCCAGACUGACAAAUCUUCUAGACGAUACAGGGGAAUCUUCCAUGCUCUUAGAACAGUUAUGGUCGAAGAAGGUCCCCGUGCUUUGUACAAGGGAUGGCUUCCUUCUGUCAUAGGAGUUAUUCCUUAUUUAGGAUUCAAUUUCUCAGUAUACGAGUCUUCGAAGGAGUGGGUACUAGAAAGCAAUCCACAUAUAUUAUUGUCGAAGAACACCGAAUCGAAUAUGGCUAUUAUUAGCCUCGCCUGUGGAGCUGCCGCCGGAAUCGUUAGCCAGACAGUCACUUAUCCUCUUGACGUAAUUCGGCGAAGAAUGCAAAUCGCCGGUUGGAAGGACGCCGCCUCCGUUAUCACCGGAGAUGGAAAGGGCAAAGCGCCACCUGAGUACAACGGCAUGGUUGAUGCUUUCUUGAAAACAAUACGGUCCGAGGGAUUCGGAGCUUUGUUCAAGGGAUGGAUGCCAAAUGCAAUCAAGAUGGUUCCUUGUACAGCAGUUUCAUUUGUGACUUACGAAUUGGUAAAGGACUAUCUUGGAGCACCGCCGAAAAAAUGA